CUCAAGCAAACUAGCACUACGUGAGCUAGCUCCUACUCCGGCGUGUGUCCCGAUUGCACCGCCACCAUGCCCCUAACCUUGUCCCCGCCACGCCUCCUCCUUCUCCUUCGCCGCCGCCAAGCCAAGGUCCAGGAGCCGCGCUCCACGGCCCGCCCAUGCCGUGGAGCGCGGCUCAGCUGUGCCCCUGACGAGGUCGCGGCCACAGACGCCGAGCAGCAGCAGGGAGAGGAGGAGGAGGAGUUGGUGCUGCUCGCCUCCUACCGCACCGCCUUCAACGAGGUCAUCAUGGUCAUUGACUCGCCCUCCAACCGCUACCUCGUCCUCGACCCCACCCGCAACGUCCACAGCAUUCUCCCCAAGAAGAGCGCCUGGACCAAUUCCUACUGGGAUGAGUGCGUCAGCCUGCCUACCGUUGUUCCACGAGGUCCUGUUGCACUUCUAGGUUUGGGUGCUGGGACAGCAGCACAUAUGAUGCUGGAAGUAUGGCCUUGGAUACAGCUUAUCGGAUGGGAGAUUGAUCCGACGGUAAUUGAAUUGUCGAGGGAUUAUUUUGGUAUGUCCACUUUAGAGAAGACCACGGAACUAGGUGGUUCACUUUCGGUGCAUAUUGGCGAUGCACUUUCCCCAUCGGCUACAGUCGAAGGAGGAUUUGCUGGUAUUGUUGUUGAUUUAUUUGCUGAUGGAAAAGUCUUACCUCAGCUACAGGAAGCUGAAACUUGGUUAGAGAUUGCGAAGAAGCUGAUGCCCGAUGGUCGAAUCAUGGUCAACUGCGGUGCGGGAGAUACCGCCAUAUCUCUUGCCGCCGACGCGGAUGUUUCCUCCUGGGUUCAGAAUCCCACAAUCAAGGCUCUAUGCUCUGCAUUUCCAGGGCAACUAAACUGGAAGAGGCUUUCGGAGAAGGAGAGCGUAAACUACGUCGCGUUGACGGGUCCCCUUCCGGAUUUGGAGGAGUGGUCAACCUCGGUUCCUAGCGAGCUGAGCCUGAGAGUGAAACAAUGGGUGCCUUGCGAGCUCGCAUGAGGAUCGAUGUACUCCCCUCGUCCUAAAAUAAGUGUCUUGAGCUUAGUACAACUUUGUACAAAGUUGAGACACUUAUUUUGGGACGGAGGGAGUAAGUUUUUCUUCUGUCUGCGCCUUGCUUGCUUCGACAACUUUGCAUGUCUCCUCCCUCCACGGUCCUUUUCUGGUGAGUAGAAGCUUCAGUCGGUCGGCAGGUGCCGCACGGUUGAGCACGCUUGAUUAUUCGAUGCCCUAGUUCACAUGAGCUAGCCCAUCUGACUUGUUGAACUAUGUAUGUUGGUAAUGGUUGACUUGUUGCUUGUUUAAGGUGUAGUUAAGUUAAGGCCAUCGACCUGCAUUUGAAGAAGUGCCAUAUCAUAUCAGCGCUCACAUGUCUGAGGAAGGAAUAGCAGUGAUCUGUCCGGCCCCAAUUUAUGUUCCUAGUUUGAAGAAGAGCAGAGCGAAGACCUGCCUGCAUGUUGAAUGGAGUUGAUGUGUCUACCCCUGAAAUCGAGCGAGGGGGACUUCGGAACGCACCACGCUACAAUUAUUUUUUGUUAUGUCCCGCUGACCUGCUGCUGAUUAGUACUACCUCUGUAUCAAAAUAUAAGACGUUUUGCCAGUUCGAUUUGAAAGGUAAAGAUGUCUUACAUGUUGGUACGGAGGCAGUACGUGCCAUUCAUCAUCCCACUCCUUGUCUCGGCAGUGUGCCGCAAAGUGACAAGUUCAUUGCCGUUGUGCAAUGGCUUUCGCUGGAGGUCGCUGUUCGUUAGUAGUAGUACCGUCUGCUCACGGCUACACGUUACUUCUA
This is a messenger RNA of Triticum aestivum (bread wheat), 1810 nucleotides long. RefSeq lists its product as uncharacterized. The transcript is spliced from 8 exons. The record is from RefSeq and is a predicted model, not a curated record. The coding region runs from base 67 to 1020 and encodes 317 amino acids. Lineage: Eukaryota; Viridiplantae; Streptophyta; Magnoliopsida; Poales; Poaceae.